AUGACCAUUUGUUCGUUCAUACUCCACGACGUCCUUCUCGAAAAACCUAUCGAAAAAUCGUUCUUCGAGUUGUCUGGAAUAUUUGAAAAUGAGAAAAUGAGUUACUCGGACUUCAAGUACUGGUACAACAAGUUUUUGUGUGGAAACUUCGGAAUGGAGGAUGAGAGACGACCAGAGUUUUCCACGCUGCCGGUCCACAUAAUCGAAAGAAUUGUUGAGAAAUUAGAGCUGAAAGAGAUUAUGAUUCUGCGAAAUGUGAGCAAGUCUCUGCGGAAUCUUGUCGAUCAAAAAGAAAAGUUCCCAUGUGAACUUAUCGAAAUCGAAUGCAACCGCGACUACAUUCGUUGCCGAUUUGAUAACGAAGAUGUGAUCUAUGCCUCCACUUCUUGGACAAUGCCAACUGAUAUCGAUAAUUGGAAGUACGGACAUGCUAAAGUUAUAAGAUGUGUGGAUUAUCAGAAAAUUGCAUGCGAACAGCUGAAAUAUGUCCUGAUGAAGAGGAAUCUUCGUUUGAAUCGACUAUGCAUUGGAUACGAAUCAAACAUAACAACGUACUCAAAACUUAAGUGCUUCGAGACUCUGUUCAAUUCGAUUGGGAGAAUGAUUGUGGCGAAGAAAGUGAUUAUUGAAGUUCAUGGCCCAGCUAUGACAAUCAAUAUGCUUUCCUUGGUGGAUCCUGGAACGCUGAAGUGCAUUGAACUCAAGUGUUUUGAGCGACCGUUUGCUUUCGGUUAUGAACACUGGUCGACGGAAAAAGUGACUUAA
Messenger RNA from Caenorhabditis remanei, 765 nucleotides. RefSeq lists its product as uncharacterized. Lineage: Eukaryota; Metazoa; Nematoda; Chromadorea; Rhabditida; Rhabditidae. The transcript has 3 exons. The record is from RefSeq and is a predicted model, not a curated record. Gene Ontology annotation, molecular function: protein binding. Gene Ontology annotation, biological process: innate immune response. Bases 1 to 765 code for a protein of 254 amino acids.